Messenger RNA from Drosophila willistoni, 2611 nucleotides. Its product is annotated as trithorax group protein osa. The annotation marks the transcript as partial. The transcript is spliced from 3 exons. The record is from RefSeq and is a predicted model, not a curated record. Lineage: Eukaryota; Metazoa; Arthropoda; Insecta; Diptera; Drosophilidae.
AGGCGAAAACGAAGACUGACAUUAGCAUUAGGCUUCUUGGGUGUCCAAGCUUUGGAUGCCGCUGCAGUGGCCAAUGGUGAGGGUAAAUCAAAGAGCAGCAGCAGCUCGAGUGAUGAUAAUGCUGAUAGCAAAAUUGCAGCCUCAACUGCAGCAUUGGAAACGGAAACGCCCAAAGAUAAACGACAAGUGGGCGGCAAAGAGACGCCCAUUUAUCCCAAUCAUCGUAGCAUCGACGCAUCCUCAAAUCAAGCCGCCAAUGCGGCGGCCCAUGGCGAUGAUCCCGAGGAUGGGCAGGAGACGAUUUAUGGCGGCAAGCCGAAUCAAUUUAUCAUACGCCCCAUAGCACCGCAUCAGCAUCAGCAACAUGAAUCGCAUCAGGAGCCGCAAUUGAGAAAUUUCGGAGCAACCAAUACCCGUCCACAUGCAGCCCAAUUGCUGGAGCAGAGCCAAGAGGUGCAGCACUAUGUCUAUCUGCAAGACAUUAUGCGGCAUCACCAGCCCAAGGCCCUUGUGGCUGCAGGUCAAGGCAAAGGUGCGACCAAUGGACCCAAAAAAACCGUCACCCCGGUGGCAGAGGAAGAGCAAGAACAGGAGGCGGAGCAACGUUAUGCCGUAUCGAUACAGCCGCAACCACGUCCGCGUCCGUAUCCGGGAGUUGGCCCCUAUCAAUUGCCAUUGCCGUUGCCGGCUCCGCAGCAUCAUCAGAGUCAAGGACACCAACAACAACAGCAACAGGGCUCAACUCAACAACAACAACAACCUUAUCAGGUGAUACCCGAAGAACAGUUCUUAAAGUUGCUAGAAGAAGAGCUGCAGGUUCGUGCCUAUCAUGAGCAAUUGAGGCAGCAACAGCAACAACAACAUCAUCAUCAUCCUCAACAGGGACAUCCUCAGGCCCAGGCACUUGUCCAGCAACAGCAGCAGCCAUCCCCCAAAUCUCUGCCCAUACAUAGUACGGCGGCCACACACAAAGUUAUUCAACAGGCCGAACCAAUUUUGGGAUUAGGUGGCUAUCGUGAACGUCUGGUGGCCGAGCAAGAACUGGUGUCGCCUGCCUAUAGCCGUGGUGGGCCCAAGUAUCUGCCUCUGUCCCAGGUGCAGCAGCAGCAACAGCAACAACACCAACAACAGGUGGACGAGGAGCAGGAGCCACAGCCACCGCCACGGAGUCAUCUGCAUCAGGCACAGCAGCAACAACAACUAAUAUCUGCUCUACCUCCACAGAUUGCCUACUAUCAGCCACAGAUCAGUUACAAGACACUGCCCAAUCAUCCAUUGGCCAAAUCCUCAUUGGAAAGUGAAAUUGAGAAACUAUUGGCAGCCAAUAAACCCGGUCACGGUCUUGCCUAUGUGGACAGCAGCAAUGAACCGACUUUGGUCAAUCAUCAGCAUCAGCAUCAGCAUGGCAUCCGCUCUGGUCCCCCGCCGGCACCGUUGCCGCCACCACAGCAUCCAGCACCGCCAACAUCCCAUCCAGCAUUGCGUCAACCGAAGGCAUAUUUGGCCAGUACACCCAACUCCCUGCUGGAUGCCAACAAUCAACCAUUUAUACCAUCGCUCUUCAAAUUCAGUAACUAUCAACAGCCCACUCCCAUUUAUCCCAGUCCCAGUCAGGCGCCACCUAGCCAAUUGGAGCAAAAGAGGCUUGGACCUGUUGUCUAUCCCACCCAGCCGGCAAAUCAACCGCAGCCGUCACAAUACUAUUACCAGGAGGCGGUGCCCACGCCCACAGCAGCCCCCAAGCCAAGUCCCAAGCAAUAUCAUCGCUCCAAGCACUAUAAAUUGGCCGCACCACAGAAGGCAUUGUUCUAUGCCGACUAUGCUGAUCGCAGUCAAGGAUCACCGACGAAUUUCUAUCCCAGUCCGCCUGAUCCCAUCAAGCAUAGCCAAAGGACUGUCACCGUAACGCCCACUUCACUGCCGUCACCCAUUUCCGAUUAUCCAUCGCCAUCGCCCUCACAGUCCAGCAUCUACGUGUCGCAGGGCACGGGCAUAGCUGGGCCGUCACGUCCUGUCCCACCCACAGCAACAUCGGUGCACAAGCUACGCACCUUGGACGAAGUAAAACAAUUGAAUUUGCCACCGCCCAAUGGCAAACCCCUCACUCAGGCCGAAUUCCAGGCUCUCGUCGAUGCUGGCUAUCCGGUUAAGGCUGUUCCAGUGCCCGUUCCCGUGCCGUAUGAGCAAUAUGUCAAGGACCAUCCCGAAUAUCGCAAUCAUCCGCCAGUAGACUAUGCCCAUUUGAUGCGUCUGGCCACACGGCAAUUGUCCGCCCAUCAGCAUCAACAUGCCCGCUCAUUGGCCGCCCCCUCAGAGCCGUCGGUGAAGAUUGUCUCCACACCAUCGGCAGCUGAACUCCAACAGCAACAGACGGCCACUGGCAUUGGCGGCGGCAGUGUCACCUAUUUGCAGCCCAUUGAGGGACAUCCCCAUGCCCUCCAGAAGCGGCGGCCACGCGACGAACAGGACACUGCGGUCGCUGGCAGCGAGCCCAAGGCAGCGGCUCCCCCAGCAGCAGCAGAGCAAACGAAAGCGAAAGCUUAGUACUUAGCAAGUAUCGAUGCAUCUGGUUUUUAGUUAAAAUGUCCUUGUCUAGUUUGUAAGUAUUGUA